Amphiprion ocellaris (clown anemonefish) is the source of this 2352-nucleotide messenger RNA. RefSeq lists its product as uncharacterized. The record is from RefSeq and is a predicted model, not a curated record. The transcript has 2 exons. The coding region runs from base 119 to 1786 and encodes 555 amino acids. NCBI's taxonomy places the organism in Eukaryota, Metazoa, Chordata, Actinopteri, Pomacentridae.
GUAUGACACGUUUGACGUCACAGUUGGGUAAACAGGUAUAAAUAGGAGUCAGACAACCAGCUCCACUUCAUUUUGUUCGACAGAGACAGAGAAACAACAGCGAGGAGAAUCGAGAAGAAUGGCUUCACAGAGAAACUCAGCAGAAUCACACACUCACAUCAUCCCCAUGGAAACCCUCCGUCCACGGAUCUGCUCCUUCUUUGAAGGAAUCAGACCGCAGCAGAUGGAGAUGCUGGUCGCAGGGAACCCGGACCUCCCGACGAAAGUCCUUCUAGCAGAACUGCUGCUGGACAUGAUUGAGACCUGCGUCCAGUCAAUUCUAGAACAUUUAAGGAGGACACAGACCCAGAUGCUGGAGGAAGACGUGUCGGCUGCAGUAGCUGACGCUCUUCCUCGGAGCUUCGCGGAGGUUUUACAAGAUCACAUCAGCAGUGACAUGUCAGAGAACCUGAAGGAACUGCUGGUUGAAGAGGUGGUGGAGAACCUCAGAUCUUCAUCCUCCAGCGAAGAUUCUAGCCCCAGACUGACACCUCCACAGCGGGUCAACAGCAUGGUUAAUGAAGCCAUCAAGAUGAUCCACAGCUCCACGAGUGGGACCAGCAGGAAGUCUAUAUCCUACAGGUCCACAGAGAGCGUGAACAGGGUGAAAAGCGCUGGAAGCGGUCAAAGCCCAACAGGUUUAGAGGCUUUGAGGAGUCUGAGGUCGGAGCUCAGCUCUCUGAAAUCCACCGACAGCCUGGAUACGACCGUCAAGAAGAUGGUCCACAGCAUCAUCCAGAGGACGGUGGAUGAAGUGACGGAGCCGCUCACCCAGAGGAGCCUGAUGUCGUGCAGCCAUGAGGAGAUGGAGAAGCACAUCAGUGAGGAGACGGAGAAGAUCUCCUCACACAUCUCCUCAGUCCUGGAAGCCCAGCUGUCCCCAUCUGUGGAACAGGACGCCGAGAAACUCCCCCAGAAGGGAAUCGCAGGGAAGGUGAAAACCUUCCUUGCUAAACUGUUUGCAAAGGCGCUGAUGUUCCGCACGUGGGGGCGAUUCGAAAAGAGGGCGCACAGAGACAUAAGGCGCUACAGUAAAGAGGCGACGGACGUCCUCGUGGAAGCCGUGGAAUCUCUGCUGGAGGUCCACGAAGAGACAAAGGAGGAAGAAGAGGUUUGUUUCCUAAACAUUCCUGCAAAUCAGACGCUGCAUUUCACGCAGGCUCUCACAGACAUCCUGUAUGAGAGAUCCGCGGAGAUGGUGGUCCCUGCGCAGCUGCGCACCAGAGACCGUCGUUACGCGGACAUCCAGUACAGAGUGGUUCUGUUUCUGACUCUGGUCCGCUGGUGGAUGACCACCCAGAUGGAGCCGCACAGCAGACAGGUGCUGCGGGCUCUGACGGACGGCUUGUCUCCGCUGACUCCUCGUUUCACCAACGAGGAGCUGUCUGCUCCGUGGCCGGAGGCUCCUCUGACACAAGAAACGGUCGUGGAAACACCGGAGGAUCCCAGAAAAGUCUACGUGGCUGUGACAGUAUAUCGGAUUGUCGCCGGGCUGUUCACAAAAGCUAAGAUGCCCUGCUCCUAUGUAGAGCUGAAGGUCCGCUUCAAGUGGCUAGCAGAAGAAGUUUGGUCCUGGAUGCAGGACAAAUACAUCGACAUGAUGCUGGACAGAUCUGAAGAGCUGCACAAAAGCAUCUCCAAGGAUCUGUUGAAGUGGUUUGGCGGAAUGCAGAGGGUCCUGGUUCUCCUGGAGCGACAGGAUCCGCAGGCAAGAAGACACGGAGCUUCAGGAGCCAAAGAACGCUAAUGAGGUAACGCUAACGCCACAAUUAAAUCAAAUAACUCUGGAUUAUGACGUUAUUUAGCUACGCUAUUGUGAAUGCGUUGUUAAAGUGUUUUUCAGUAGAACAGAGGAGAGUCAGGUCGCUGGUGGAGCUCGGCGGCUGUUUUUCCACUAGCAUAAGUAGCUGCUAAGCUACAUUAGCUAACAACAGCAGUUUGACGGUGAUUCAUGAAAACCCUGAGUUACAAUUAUUGUAAACUUAACAGCUAAACACUAUUAUUCUCAGUUUUCCAGGGCGGCGAUGAGGCUGAGAUGUGGUGCUGGACACAGAACCUGCACAGAGAAAGGUGACUAAAUCCAAAGAUUAAGCUGCAAGAUCAGAGACAAAAAGAGCAAGAAUAAGAGUUGAAAUGAGCAUUUACAGAAUUUUUGAAAAUUUGCAAAACUUUCAGGAAGAAAAUUCCAAUAAUUCCUUUAAAGCUUCCCUUAAAAGUUUUAUUUUUUUUAAAAAUGGCCCAAAUUUGGCAAGAAAAUUCUUGUAUUUUCAAAAAAUUUUAAAAAUCUUCCCAAAAAAAUCCUAAAGAUGUCUA